This is a messenger RNA of Trichosporon asahii var. asahii CBS 2479, 2061 nucleotides long. RefSeq names its product polyadenylate-binding protein. Gene Ontology annotation, molecular function: RNA binding. The record is from RefSeq and is a predicted model, not a curated record. Bases 1 to 2061 code for a protein of 686 amino acids. NCBI's taxonomy places the organism in Eukaryota, Fungi, Basidiomycota, Tremellomycetes, Trichosporonales, Trichosporonaceae. The transcript has 2 exons. Gene Ontology annotation, cellular component: ribonucleoprotein complex.
AUGUCUGCCGACGCUACCCCUGCUGCCACCCCCGCCGCCGCGGCCCCUUCGUCGCCCACCCCCGCGGCGGCGUCCCCUGCCCCUGCCACCCCCGCCGCCGAGGGUGCCGCUAAGCCUGCUCAGCCUGCCCCUACCUCUACCACUGGCCAGCAGCAGCCCGGCAACAGCGCCUCGCUCUACGUCGGCGAGCUCGACCCUUCGGUCACCGAGGCCAUGCUCUUCGAGAUCUUCAACAUGGUCGGCCCCGUCGCCUCCAUCCGUGUCUGCCGUGACGCCGUGACCCGCCGCUCGCUCGGUUACGCCUACGUCAACUACCUCAACGCGGCGGACGGCGAGCGCGCCCUUGAGCACCUCAACUACUCCCUGAUCAAGAACCGUCCCUGCCGCAUCAUGUGGUCGCAGCGCGACCCCGCUCUCCGCAAGACCGGCCAGGGCAACAUCUUCAUCAAGAACCUUGACGACAAGAUCGACAACAAGGCUCUCCACGACACCUUUGCCGCCUUCGGCAACAUCCUCUCGUGCAAGGUUGCCACUGACGAGAACGGCAACUCGCGCGGUUUCGCCUUCGUCCACUACGAGACUGGUGAGGCUGCUGACGCCGCCAUCAAGUCGGUCAACGGCAUGCUCCUGAACGACAAGAAGGUCUACGUCGGCCACCACAUCUCGAAGAAGGAGCGCCAGUCCAAGGUCGAGGAGCAGCGCGCCAAGUUCACCAACAUCUUCAUCAAGAACCUCGAGCCCGAGUUCACCCAGAAGGACCUUGAGGACAUGUUCAAGCCCUUCGGCGAGAUUGUUUCUGCUGCUCUUUCGGUGGGUGAGGAUGGCCUCUCUAAGGGCUUCGCCUUCGUCAACUACACCACCCACGACGCGGCCAAGAAGGCUGUCGACGAGCUCAACGACAAGGAGAUCAACGGCAAGAAGCUCUACGUCGGCCGUGCCCAGAAGCGUGCCGAGCGUGACGAGGAGCUCCGCCGCAUGCACGAGGAGCGCCGCCUCGAGAACGAGUCCAAGACUGCCGGUGUCAACCUCUACGUCAAGAACAUUGACGACGAGUGGGAUGACGACCGUCUCCGUUCCGAGUUUGACUUUGCCGGUACCAUCACCUCGGCCAAGGUCAUGCGCGACGACAAGGGUGCUUCGCGUGGCUUCGGCUUCGUCUGCUUCUCGCAGCCCGACGAGGCCACCCGUGCCGUCCAGGAGAUGAACGGCAAGAUGAUCGGCACCAAGCCUCUGUACGUUUCGCUUGCCCAGAAGAAGGAGGUCCGUCGCCAGGCCCUCGAGUCGCAGAUGCAGCAGCGCAACGCCCAGCGUCUCCAGUACGCCGCUGCUAACGGACUCGGUGGACCCCAGGGCUACAUGCAGGCCCCCAUGUACUACCCUCCCAUGGGCCCCUACGGUGGCCCCAUGAUGCCCGUCCGUGGCGGUGUCGUCGGCUACCCCGGCGCUCCCCCCAUGAUGGGUGCCCGCCCCGGCCGCUACCCUCCCUCUGGCCAGCCCGGUGCCCCCGUCCCCAUGGGCUACAUGCCUCCCGGAGGUGCCGGCGGCAACUACCCCGGCAUGCCCAACUACCCCGUCCGCCCCGCUGGCAACGCCCGUCCCCCUACCGCUGCCCGCCCCAACGGCUCGCCCUCUGGUGCCCAGCAGGGUCUCCCCCGUGGCCAGGUCCCCGCCCGUCCCCAGGGUGACGGUGCCCAGGCCGCCGCCGGCCAGCCCCGCCUCACUGCCCAGGCUCUCGCUCGCGCUUCGCCUGGCGAGCAGAGGCAGAUGCUCGGUGAGGCCAUCUACCCCCUGAUCCACGAGUCCCAGCCCGAGCUCGCCGGCAAGAUCACCGGCAUGCUCCUCGAGAUGGACAACGCCGAGCUCCUCCACCUCGUCGAGUCCCCCGCCGCUCUGACCGAGAAGGUCGACGAGGCCCUCCGCGUCCUCGAGGACUGGGGCAAGAACGACGAGGAGAAGCCCGCCGCUGCCGAGGGUGAGAAGAAGGACGAGGCUGCUGCCGCUGAGAAGCCCGCCGCCGAGGAGGAGAAGAAGGACGAGGCCGCCGCCGAGAAGAAGGAGUAA